CAUCCUUCGGAGUCUGCAGGCCUGUACUGUCCUCCGGCAGGUGCAUUUUGCUGAAUAGUCACUUGGUUACACUGGAAACAGCAGCAGCACCACCACCAGCUCCAGCAGGUAUGGAAGCAGCACUGGUGGAAGCACCAGAGGGAGGAGCAGUUGCAGCAGCAGUGGUGGAAGCACCAGAAGAAGCACCUGCAACAGCAGUGGUGGAAGCACCAGAAGAUGCAGCCGAAGUAGCAGUGGUGGAAGCACCAGAGGGAGCAGCAGUUGCAGCAGCAGCGGUGGAAGCAUCAGAAGGAGCAGAUGCAACAGCAGUGGUAGAAGCACCAGAAGGAGCAGCAGUUGCAGUGGAAGCAUCAGAAGAUGCAGCCAAAGUAGUAGUGGUGGAAGCACCAGAGGGAGCAGCAGUUGCAGCAGCAGCAGUGGAAGCACCAGAAGGAGCAGCUCUUGCAGUGGAAGCAUCAGAAGAUGCAGCCAAAGUAGCAGUGGUGGAAGCACCAGAGGGAGCAGCAGUUGCAGCAGCAGUGGUGGAAGCAUCAGAAGGAGCAGAUGCAGCAGCAGUAGUGAAAACACAAGUAGAUCUGAAGUCAGUAGCCAAAGCAGCAGAAAGGGUGGCAAAAGCAGAAGUAGCCAAGGUGCUGCAGUCAGCAGCAGCAGAGCUAAAACAUAGAAGGAAGAGUGCAAGAUUAAAGCUGAGGAACCCCACGCAGAGAGAAGAGGAGAAAGAAGUGAAUGAAGGGGAAGUGAAAUGAAAUGAAGUGCUGUUCAUGUAAUACCAUCAGAAAGAGAACACUGUCUACAAGCAGUAUCCAAUCCAAUUGCUGUUUGAAUGUGGUAGGACACCAAUCACGUCCUUGCAGACAGAGCAUGGGUCCUCAUUGAAAAAGUUAAAAUAAUAAAAAUGCAUUGUCUUUCAAGUUUAGUAGUUUUAUUAAGUGUUUGGAAGGCUAGUCUGUCCUGCAGGGCGAAAAACCUGGACCCCCAAACACAGUUUCUGGAAACGGGAGAGAAGAGGGCAUUGCGGGUGCUGGACAACACAUUGAUGAC
Molecule: messenger RNA, 1041 nt
Organism: Dermochelys coriacea (leatherback sea turtle)
Lineage: Eukaryota; Metazoa; Chordata; Testudines; Dermochelyidae
Product: antifreeze protein Maxi-like
Exons: 2
Coding region: 111-746 (211 amino acids)
Source: RefSeq, a predicted model, not a curated record